Cavenderia fasciculata is the source of this 2781-nucleotide messenger RNA. Its product is annotated as heat shock protein 70 family member. The transcript is spliced from 5 exons. The record is from RefSeq and is a predicted model, not a curated record. Gene Ontology annotation, biological process: negative regulation of hypoxia-induced intrinsic apoptotic signaling pathway; endoplasmic reticulum unfolded protein response; cellular response to hypoxia. Gene Ontology annotation, cellular component: endoplasmic reticulum chaperone complex. Bases 1 to 2781 code for a protein of 926 amino acids. NCBI's taxonomy places the organism in Eukaryota, Evosea, Eumycetozoa, Acytosteliales, Cavenderiaceae. Gene Ontology annotation, molecular function: ATP-dependent protein folding chaperone; ATP binding.
AUGUCUAGUAUCGUAUCAAGAAGAUAUCUAUGUUUGGCAGUUGCCAUGAUAAUGAUGGUGAUGUCUUGUUUGAUGGUCAACACCGUCACCCAGGGAGCAUCAGUCAUUGGUAUCGACAUUGGUGCACAAUCCUUCAAGAUUGGUUUGAUUAAACCAGGAUCAUUCGAAACUGUUCUCAAUGAACAAAGUGGUAGAAAGACACCAACUCAAAUCGGUUGGUUUAGAGAUGAACGUGUAUUUGCAUCAGAUGCAUUUAAUAUGUGGGCAAGAAACCCAAAACAAGUAUAUUCAAUGUUUCAACCAUUAUUAGGUACUGUCUACAGAGAAGGAAUACUAGAAGAAAUUGGUUUGGGAUCACUUGGAUACAGUGUGUCGAAUGACACUCAACGUAAUACUUUUGCGAUCAAGUAUGAUGACGAGACCAACUAUUCACCAGAGGAAUUGCAAGCCAUGAUCUUUAGAAAGGUCAAAGAGUUGGCAUCGGCAUCGACACAAUCCAACGUCAAGGAAUGUGUGAUUGCCGUCCCACCCUACCUCACCCAACAACAACGUCAAGGUGUUCUCGAUGCCGCCUCAUUGGCCGGUCUCAGCGUACUCUCUCUCAUCAAUGGUAUCAAUGCUGCCUCGAUUAAUUUCGCAAUGGACAGAACAUUUGACAAAAAUACCACUGCCAUCUUUUACGAUAUGGGUGCCAAGUCGACCAAACUCUCUUUGGUUCAAUUCUCUUCUACCACCAUUCUCGAUACAAAGACUAAAAAGAAUAAGACUACUACUCACAAUGUUGUAAAAUCAAUGGAAUGGGAUGAAAAUCUUGGAGGUAUUGAUUUUGAUAUGGUUAUUGUCAAUCAUUUAAAGACAUUGAUCAAGAAGCAACUCCCAAGUGCAGAUACAACCGAUAAAAAGUUAACCAUCAAGCUUAUCAAGGAAGCCAGCAAGAUGAAGGAAAUGUUGAGCGCCAAUCAACAAGCCCACAUUUUCAUUGGUAGUUUAAUCGAUGAAUUUGAUUUCUCUGCUUCAAUCUCUCGUAAAGAUUUUGAAGAUCUAAGUGCUCCAUUAUUUGAAAGAUCAAUUCUUCCACUUCAAAGAUUAAUUGAAUCAAAUGGUUUAACUCCAAAUGAUAUUGAUUUUAUUGAAUUAAUUGGUGGAUGUACAAGAAUUCCAUCAGUUCAACAAGCAUUAAAGACAUAUUUAAAGAGAGAUAUAUUGGAUAAACAUUUGAAUGGUGAUGAAUCUGCUUCAUCUGGAGCAGCAUUCUUUGCAGCUGGACAAACCCAUUAUUUCAGAGUAAAGGAUAUUCGUCUCAAGGAUAUUACUCCAUACGCUGUCAAUGUCGACAUUAUCAACAGUGAAGGAAACAAUGUUGAUACUCCAUCGACCGACGGCGGUGCCGACGAAGAGACUGCCACCUUUGACAAUCCAAAGGCCUACUUUUUCAAAAAGAACAACAGAAUCAACGUCAAAAAGACUCUUUCCUUUAGCACCACCCAACCAUUCCUCCUCAACGUCACCUACCCCGAACAAAACGUCAACAUUGCCGUCUACAACAUCACAUCGAUCCCACAAGCCAGCGACAGUCUCAACUUUACCGGCAAGCCAAAGAUCCACUGUUCGUUGAAACUCAACAGCAACGGUAUGGUUGUUUUAGAGCGUGCCGAGGCCGAAGUCACUAUUACCUUUAAAAAGUUGAAACCAAAGUCUGCUCCAGCCACACCAUCUGACAUUAAAAAGGACGAGGAUGACGAAGACUCUAUCAAAGAGUCACUCGAAGAAGACAUCAACCCAGACUUGGAAAAGGAAGAAGAGGAAGCCAAAAAGAUCAAGGAGGAAAAGGAGAAAAAGGACGACGAACCAGUUCUCUUCCUCCAACAAGAGUUUGAAUGGAUCACCAAGACCCAACGUAUUCCACUCAACUAUACCGUCUCUUACCAAACCGUCCUUCCUCUUUCCAAGGACCAAAUCUCUACCCUCAAACAAAGACUUGACGAACUCGACAGCAAGGAUGCCGCCCUCAGAGCACUCCACAAUGAAAAGAAUACAUUGGAAUCACUCAUCUAUGACCUUCGCGACAAGCUCGAGGGAGAAGAGUAUCUCACAUGCUCCACCUCUCAAGAGAGACAAGACAUCUCUGACGAACUUGACAAGGCAUCCUCUUGGUUGUCCGACGCCCAGGACAAUGAUCUCACCGAUGUCACCGAAUACCAAGCUCAAACCAAGAACCUCAAGAAAAAGAUUGAAAAGAUUGUCAGUAGAAUCAACGCCAAGGAACAACUUCCAAAGGUCUUGGAUGACUUGUCAGCUCUUGUUGCCAAGGUCAAGGUCAUCAUGUCCAAUGUCACCAAAGACCUAAACAUCACCGAAGAAGAGGUGAAAUUAAACAAUGACAAGAUCAACACUAUCGAUAAAUGGGUUGUUGAAAAGAAAUCAGAAUACAAGGUUGCAGAUUUCUCAAAAGAUUUAUCAUUCACAUCUACUGAUGCAAAGUUUAAAUUCUAUACAUUGGAAAACUUAAUUAAAGAAUUGGCUAAAAAGAAGAGAAAGCCUGCUCCAAAGAAACCAACUACCACAAAGACAAAGGAUGAAAAGACAAAGGAUGAAAAGACAAAGGAUGAAAAGAAAGAAGAUAAAAAGGAAGAAGAACCAAUUCCACAACAACCACUAGAAACAGAUGAACCAAAACAUCAAGAACAAAACGAUAGUAGUGAAGCUCCAGAUAUUGAAGGAGAUGACCAACAAAAUGAUAAACCAAAGCAACAUGAAAGCCAUGGUCAUGAUGAACUUUAA